Molecule: messenger RNA, 5139 nt
Organism: Fusarium redolens
Lineage: Eukaryota; Fungi; Ascomycota; Sordariomycetes; Hypocreales; Nectriaceae
Exons: 7
Coding region: 1-5139 (1712 amino acids)
Biological process (GO): ergosterol biosynthetic process
Cellular component (GO): endoplasmic reticulum membrane; mitochondrial outer membrane; lipid droplet
Molecular function (GO): RNA binding; 3-beta-hydroxysteroid 3-dehydrogenase (NADP+) activity
Source: RefSeq, a predicted model, not a curated record
AUGGCUUCCGAAGCUCCCGCCAACGAGCUCUCCGCUGCUCAGAAGCUCAUGCAGAAGCACGCAGAGGCUCCCCAUCAUGUCACUGUCGAGGAUGCACCUGAUGAGGACCUUCCCAUCCGUUCUCCUGCCGAGGCCUCUAGCUCCGCCGAAGCCCAGGCUCCAGCUCCCAAAGUAGCUCCCAAGCAGACCGCUUCCAAGACUCUCGAUACUCAGUCGCAUGAGUUGUUCCCUGAGCUCGGUGCCCCCAAAGGCAAGGCUGCCAAUGUGGCGCCCAUCUGGGGAGCUAAGACCUCGAACGGGGCCGCCUCCAACGGUGGCUCUCGUUCGUCUACUCCCGCCUCUGGUGCUGCUACCCCUAACAAGCCAUCUAUGUUCAUUCCUGGCCGCAAUGUCGAGUCCGUCACCUUGGAUCCCCAGUACAUCAUGUCUCGUAGUCAGCUAAAGAGGCCUAUCCCUGAUAUCAUCAAGGAUCUUAACCGCAAGUCUCGUGCCACCCUCUCGAUGGCCACCUCCUCCAACGGCCGCUACAGGUUUGAUGCUACUGGUCCUCAAGAUGUCGCUCAACAGGCGCUCAAGGAUUUGGUUGGUCAGAUUGGUACUCGAGCUGCUAUCAAAGUUCCGAUUCCACAGUCAGCCCGCGCCCACAUCAUCGGUAAGGGAGGUUCCAUGAUCAAGGCUCUCCAGGAGAAGACAGGUGCCAAGAUUCAACUCCCCAAAGUCGACGAGAGUAACCCUAUCGAUGAGGAGGAUGACGAUGCCACCAUUGAUGUGACUGUCGAGGGUAAUGCCCUCUCUGCCGCCUCUGCUCGAGAUGCGAUCCUCAAGAUUGCUGAUGAGCGAUCUGCCAAUGUCCAGACUAAGGUUCGGGGCAUUCCUGCUGCCUUCUAUCCCUUUAUUGCUGGUCAAGAUAAUGCAUUGGCUCAAGCUCUUGAACAAGACAAUGGUGUACAGGUCCGCAUCCCUCCCCUGCAGGCAUACUCUACAGGGCCAGCUGCUGUUAUUGCCAACCCUGGUGAACGGCCUAUCUUCGCCCCUGCUGGCAACGAUGAUAAUCACAUCCAGCUUGCUGGUGACCGCGCCGCCGUGCAAAAGGCUCGUGCCGAGAUUGAGCGCCGAGUUGCCGAGCUCCACAAGCAACUUGCUGCUGAGCAGCUCUCUAUCCAGCGUGGCCGCCACCAAUUCAUCGUGGGUGACCGAGGUGUUCCUGCUGAGCAAUUCUUUGCUGAUACUGGCUGCUCCAUUCUUCUUCCCACUGAAGAGGAUGAUGAUGUUAUCACUGUCAUUGGACCCGCUGAUGAGGUUGCUUCUGGUCUGGAGAAGGCCAUGGAUCUGGCCAUGGGCAUGCAAAUGUCUAACUUGGAUAUUGCUCGAUUCCACCGCAACGCCCCUGGCGGCGCUGCUGCACAUGCCGGCAACGUGACUCGAUACCUCCGUCAACGCAAGGAAAUCGAGCGCCUGGAAACUUUCUACAACACUCACAUCAACACUCCUUUCUCAGAAGGCGGUGCACUUCCUUGGGAACUCUACUCGCGUGAGGGUAAGAAUGCCAUCCGUGCUCAGUCCGAGAUUACUGGCAUCGUCAAUGCUCAGCCUCCCUCUCGCAUGAGCGCUAUUCCCAUUGAUCCUUUCUUCCACCAACAUCUUCGCAACAACAUUUCUCGUCAAGUGAAGAAGGACUACGGUGUUCAGGUUGUUGUCCCUGAGGCUUCAGAGGGCAAUGUUCCUGUACUCCUGGUUUUUGAGGGUCCUGAUCCCGCCGAUGGUCCUUAUCAGCUGCCUAGCACUAAGCCAACUGAUGCUGAGAUCCGUGCCUUUAAGAAGGGGCUCGAGGAUGCCCAGAAGCACAUUAUUGACCUGAUCAACAAGCAGGAAGCUAUUACUACUGCUACCCUUGAUGUACCUGCCAAAUACCAUGAAAGACUCAGACGAUUCAUCAAGAAGGAGCAGGAAUCUCGCAAGUCGGAUCAGAUUCCUGUCCGGGUCACCAAGGUCGGAACCAACAUUACUCUUCGAGGACCUGCGUCUGCUGUUGAGUCUCUUGCUGCCAAGGCCAAUGCUUUCGUGGAGCAAGAGAAGGAGGACGAGAAGGAGCGAGGAUUCACUUUGUCUUUCGAUUUCCCCCAGAAGUUUGCUAAUCACCUAAUUGGUAAGGGUGGUAGCAACAUUCGCGAGCUUCGAGACCGUUUCGAUGUUGAGAUUCAAGUCCAAGAUGGCAAGGUUGAGCUCAAGGGACCUAAGGCCAAGGCUGAGACCGCUCGUUCUCACAUCCAGAGUCUCGCUCGUACACUGGCUGAUGAGACAAGUCACACCCUGAAGAUUGACCCCAAGUAUCAUAGGGAGUUGAUUGGGGCUCAGGGAAGUCAGAUCAACCGGCUGCAGACUCGUUAUAAGGUCCACAUUUUCUUCCCUCGAUCUGCUAAGUCUGCAGAUGACGAGCAGUCGAAUGCCGAUGCCGAAGAGGGUGCCAAACCUCGUCGACAGCAGGCUCCUGAUGAGGUCAUCAUCCGAGGUCCCAAGAAGGGUGCCGACGAAGCUCGGGAUGAGAUCUUUUCUCUUCACAAGUAUCUUGAAGAGCAUUCGGCCACCGCUACCGUUGCCGUGCAGCAGAAGCAAGUCGGAUCUCUGAUCGGACAGGGUGGUUCCGCUCUUGACGAGCUUCGCCAGGCUACUGGUGCUCGCAUUGAUGUACCCCAGGACCGAGACACUGACAUCGUCGAGAUUCAGAUCAAGGGUACUGCGUCCCAGGUCGCCAAGGCCAAGAAGGUUCUUGAGGAAAAGCGAGCUGUUUUCGACGAUACUGUAGUCCGAACUCUCGACGUUGAUAAGAAGUACCACAAGGCUCUCAUUGGAGCUGGCGGCUCCAACCUUCGCGACAUUGUUGUCAAGGCCGGCGGCUCUGACGACCGACGAGAGCUUGCCCGCACCAUUCAGUUCCCCAAGCAGGAGGCCGAUGGAAAUACUAUCAAGAUCGAGGGUCGCACUGAUGUUGUGAACAAGAUCGUUGAGCGUAUUCAGGAGAUUGUGGGUGAGCGUGAGAGCCAGGUUACUGAAAUUGUGGAUGUUCCGAUUGAGAACCAUCGUUCACUUAUUGGUCGUGGUGGUGAUACAAAGCGCCAGCUCGAGUCUAAGUUCACUGUCUCUAUCGACGUUCCCCGCCAAGGUGAUGGCAAGACUGGUGUCAAGUUGACCGGCCGCCCUGAGAACGUGGCCAAGGCUAAGGAGCAUAUUCAAGGACUUGUUCAACAGCAGCAGGGUGAGACCAUCCAAGUGCCUCGCAACCUUCACCACUCCAUUUCCAACGGUGGCCAGUUCUUCCGCCAGCUUCGCAACAACUACUCGGUCACUGUUGACCAUGCUGGUCAACCUCUGCCUGCUAAGCCUGACUCUUCUGCUCGCUCUAACGUCGGAGCACUCCCUCUGAUCACCGAUGACGACGAUGCCACAUCUGAGGCACACUCGUGGAAGGUUGUCCAGAUUGAUGCUGGUGACGAUAGUGAUUUCCCUUGGGUUCUGCGUGGUUCAUCUGAGAACGUAGAGAAGGCCAAGGAUGCCAUUGCCAAGGCUCUUGAGCAGGCUAAGAAGAAUGAUGCUACAGGCUAUCUGGUUCUCCCAGACCCUCGAACCUACCGACAUGUUAUUGGUCCCAACGGCUCCAAGGUCAACUCGAUCAGAAAGGAAAGCAAUUGCAAGAUCCAGGUCCCUCGUGACCAGGCGAAGGACGAAGCCAUUGAGAUUAUUGGAACCAAGGACGGAGUUGAGCUGGCUAAGAAUCUAAUUCUUGAGGCUAUGGGUUCACAAUUGUCGCCCGCAACAGCUCCCUGGGAUGGGGUCUCAGGCCAGGAGCAACUUUUUGUUCUGAUCACAGGUGCCAAUAGUGGUAUCGGUCUCAGUAUUGGAGAACGACUAAUCGACGAAUUCCUCGCUACACGAUCUUUGCGCUCCCACCUCAUCCUCAUCCCCACCACACGAUCCAAGUCCAAGUCCCUACAAACGAUCAAAACCCUUCGUGACUACGCCAGAAAAGCCGCGCAAUCUUCUACAGCACUGCGUUCUCGAAUCGGGAGUUCAUAUCGCUGGGAAGACACCGUUGCGCGAAUCCAUAUUCUGAGCUUGCAGCUUGACCUGUGUGACUUGCGCGGGGUGUAUUCUUUCGCAAAUGCUUUGUUACGAGGCCCGGUGAGCAAUCCUGAGGGGCUAGAGGGCGAGUAUCUACGAGAUGGGUUGGUGCAGUCUGUUACUUGGCCAAACUUUAAGAUGGCCCUCCCUACUGCUCUUUUGUACGAAAAGCCCAACUACAACUAUCCUAAGGAACCUUUACUCGGCGAGGUUUUUACAGCCUGUGUUUUUGGUCAUUACAUAUUGGCCCAUGAACUCCUCCCACUACUUAGUCGGCGAUCCGAAACCGAAACACCAGGCCGUCUUGUCUGGUCCAGCAGCCUUGAGGCCAUCGAUAGUGUUCUAGAUAUGUCCGACUUCCAGUGCUUCAAUGGCAAAGGCCCGUACGAAUCCGCCAAACGAGUCACCGACAUCCUCUCCCUUACUGCAACUCUUCCAGCCGCUAUGCCAUCUUCCAGCCGCUUCUUCACUCCCGACGACCCCACUGAGGCCCGCGAUAAACCCAUUCGACCGCGCAUGUAUCUCACCCAUCCGGGAAUUGUUGCCAGCACCCUGUUCCCAGUUCCCUGGUUUCUCAUGUGGGCAUAUGAACUUGCUCUUCUGAUCAGUCGCUGGAUUGGUUCGCCCUGGCACAACACGGACAGCUAUACUGGUGCCAAAUCCCCUGUUUGGAUUGCGCUCCAAGAGCAAUCUGCGCUUGAUGAAUUAGGUGCCGAGCGCAUCAAGUGGGGGAGCAGCUCGAAUCGUCACAUGCAGGUCGAAGUCAAGAAGACAGAAGUCGAAGGCUGGGGUUGGGAGGGCAAAGUCGAAGAUGCGGCAACGCUCGAGGCUGACACCGCUGUUGGUGUUUUCAAGAAGGCAAUCGGGCGAAAGAGAGGCGCUAAAGACGUGACCAAGGAAGAUAUCGUGAGAUUCGAGGAACUGGGCGCCGAAUGCUGGAAAAAGAUGGAGAACAUGCGAUACGAGUGGGAAACCAUUCUUGGGGUUAAAAAGGCGUCGAGUACAAGAUCUCAUCAUGGGUAA